This is a messenger RNA of Mixia osmundae IAM 14324, 1395 nucleotides long. RefSeq lists its product as uncharacterized. The coding region runs from base 1 to 1395 and encodes 464 amino acids. The transcript has 3 exons. The record is from RefSeq and is a predicted model, not a curated record. NCBI's taxonomy places the organism in Eukaryota, Fungi, Basidiomycota, Mixiomycetes, Mixiales, Mixiaceae.
AUGGCGGUGGGUAGGCAGCGCAAUGGCCACACGGGCACUGCUUCGUCCAGUGCCAAGCCACCAAGCAGGCCAGAGGUCAUCAGACUGGGCGUGCUACCCUCGACGACGAUCGACCAACUCGUCCGUCAAGCAAGACAGCAUGCCGCAUUGUCAUUGACUUGGUCGUCAGAUUCGCCGGAGGAGUGGGUGCUUGGCGGAAGCACGGGCAAGUCAUGGACAUUUGAAGCGGGCAAGCAAGGCGACAGGAGUUUGUACCGACUCGACUCCUCUACCAGCGAACUCAUUCGGCUAGAUCAGCUCGUCCUCACUCCGGCUUCCGAAGCUGCUCCCAGCAAGCGUGCAAGCACGAACGAUCUGACCGAGGAGCAGAGCGAACGACUGAGAGCCAAGACACUCGCUAGCGAACGGGACAAGUUGGCAAGACAGACUGUACUCCUCCCUCAAGCGCCCCUGCUUGUCAACGGAAAGAAGAGAUCGACGUCUCUUACUCGAUCGCUCGGCUCUGGAAAGAGAAAGUCGAGAGGAACGAGUUCGCUGCCUUCUUCUCCUCUGCUCAGAGGCAGGCAGAGCGUCAUACCUAAAUCUCCACUCUCUGGAGCUGUCCGUACCCCGAGCAAGCAAGAGUACACGCCCUCCAAGUCGACGAGCACGAUAGGCUUGGGGAUACCGCAACUCGAUCUGACUUCACCUCUGACUGCUCAGUCCAUCAGAGCGCACGACAAGGAGAGGACAGAUCGUCGUCACAGUGUCAAGAGAGCACUCAAGACCGCCUCGUCCAGUUCAUCACGGUCUCAUUCGCCCCUGCCAACGCCGAGACGAUCGAAUAAGUUGGAAAGGACGAGUAGCGCAGAGUCCGAGGAGGACGAGAUGGCCAAGACUACAGCUAGAUUGCAGCCUACGCCUCCACAAGCUCUGCCUGCUCUGCUGACGAGAGCGACCACACCUGCUGCAGAACCGCCGACGCGUCCCAUGACGACUUCGCGGACUGCAGGCGGCGCGAGAAUCGCACGUCCCUUUACUGCCAAGCGAAAGAAGGACACUGCUCAGCCUGAUGACCAGAGCUCGCCUGAAGAGCCGGGAGAUCGAUCCACGCGCAGAAAAGUCGAAGCUCUGGCGAGCCUGUCUUCAGACAACACGAAAGCCUCGCCUCAAAUCAGCGUAGCCAGUGAAGAUCAGUACACCAAAUACCAAGCCUAUUUCCAACGUAGCUACAAGAGGUAUACCGCCAUCAGAGCGAGGCUAGAAGCCGAAGCCCAGUCGAUAGAGCAAGGCAAGGGACUCGCGAUGUCUCAAUCCGACUUUGAUUCGGCCAUGCUCGAGUUCAAAGAGCUGCACGCCGAGCUCGAGCCUUUGCGGUCGACCUUGCUGACCUAUCGCACGGAGAACCCGCUGUGA